Molecule: messenger RNA, 3155 nt
Organism: Daucus carota subsp. sativus
Lineage: Eukaryota; Viridiplantae; Streptophyta; Magnoliopsida; Apiales; Apiaceae
Product: protein ENHANCED DISEASE RESISTANCE 4
Exons: 6
Coding region: 148-2901 (917 amino acids)
Biological process (GO): regulation of defense response to fungus
Source: RefSeq, a predicted model, not a curated record
UUAAUUCCAACUAUUAUGCCUCCAAUCUUCUUUACUGGUGCGACCCUUUUGUAUCUCCCUUUAAUAACUUAAUAAAUCUUGAUUAUUUAUUGCUCCGUACAGUGUUUGGUUGUUUUGUUGUUGAAAGCUUGUUUUGAGUUUUAUGCAAUGUCUGAGCCUGCAAAAGUGAGGUUGGUUCGUUGCCCAAACUGUGAAAACUUGCUCCCGGAGCUCCCUGAUUACUCUGUUUAUCAGUGUGGUGGUUGUGGGACUGUUCUUAGAGCAAAGGAGAAAGAUGAUGAGGGGGAUAGCUUAUCAGGUAAUUUAUAUGAAGAAAGAGUAGGUGUGCUGGGAAAAUCCCCUGAGGCAGUGGAGAAUUCUGAAUAUGCGGAAGAAGCGGUGAUGAAUUUGAGUGAUGAGUCUGGAAACAGUGUUAGGUCAAAUGGCGCCUCUACUAGUGUUAGCAAGGAAAAUAUUGCUGAUAGAGUGGGGAAAAUUAGGAAUACUUCAAUGACCAAAGGGGAUAAAAAGGGUGUUAUAAUUGAUGGCGAGAAGGAAAACUCAGAUGAUAUAGGUAAAGAAUCUGCUGAGUUAAAUUCCCGGAUUGGAAAGGCAAGUGGUUCGAGAGGUUCUGGGCGUUUUUCAGACUGGAGAGCAGGCGAGAGAAGUGAAGUGGAGGGGUUCCUCGGCAACCAAAGGGCUGAUGUUGCAAGUUUGAGGUAUUCGACUUCAAAGUACUCAGAGGAGGUUCCUUCAUAUAAUAAGUUUGUAUCUAAUCAUGAUCAAGCUGUAACAGCUGAACAGAUGAAGAAUCAGAGUGAUUUUGAUAAAUUGAAGAAGGCUGAGUACCUUGAAGAAGAUCGAGCUGAGCUUUUAAGGAAGCUGGAUGAGCUGAAGGACCAACUUACCAGGACUAAAAUAGUGGAUAAUACCAAGGAAAAGGUUCCUAUGAAUAAUGGGAGGGUUUUUCAUCAGGAGCCCUAUGGUGGUGAUAAUUGGUUCCCUGAUGGCUCUAUGGGGCAUAAAAGGGCGUCAAUGCAGUAUUCAGUUCCUGAUAAGCAUGUGGCAGGACCUUCUUAUAUCAGUCAUUAUCCUGAGCCACGUCCAUUCAUGAAUAGUCGUGAAAUGGCAAUGCAUAACUUUUAUACUCCUAUGCAUACACCAAGUGAACUGCCAGGUUUUGAGGAUCCUUUUAGGUCCCAAAUGCUUCGGACUCAUACGAGCCAGGCACCUCAUCCUUUACAACAUCCAGCUCAUCAAUAUUUCCCUGGACGUUAUAUGAACAAUGACAUGGGGAAUUUUGACAUGCUUGAACCAUAUUCUCAUAACAUAGAGCCUCAUCCUACAUCUUGCUCUUGUUUCCAUUGCUACAACAAGUAUCCUCAUGUUCUUCAACCGAAUCAACCUUCUGUUUUCCGUGAUAAAACGUAUGCUGAUAUCCCACACAAUUCAAUGUUCUACCAUCGCGAAAAUUCUGGUGCUUAUGGUCCGCCUGGUUAUAAUUCAAGAUUUCCUUCUCAUGAUUUUCAUAAUCCACAUUCGAAUACAAGACUGGCUACUGAUCUGAACUAUAAGGUGGGUGUUAAUCGUCAGCGGCAUCAAAGAGUAGUGCUAGCAACUGGUGGAAGUCGCUGCCGCCCUGUUGCUGGUGGUGCUCCAUUCAUCACAUGCUACAAUUGUCUUGAAGUGCUCCAACUACCAAAGAAAAUUUUGAAGACAAAGAAAAGUCAAAAGAAAUUGAAAUGUGCAGCAUGCUCUAAGGUCAUCCUCUUAGUUAUAUCAGACAAUAAACUUGUUUCCACCCUUAGUGAUGGUGUGAAGAGAGUCCCUGCAAAGGUUGGUGAUAGCUCUAAUAUGGCUGCUAAAGAAGAUAGUUCAAGCUAUCAGGGAGCAAACUGGGGUAGCAUGGAUUUGUCCUCUGAUGAUUAUGAAAACACAGGCUAUGAUUUCCAGUCAAUGGAUCAAAAACUACCUUCAUCAACAUUAGGACAGAAUUUGAGCUCAAAUCAGUCUGCCGAAAUGCGAAGCCUUCAUUCUACUAUUUCUUGUCCCUCUGAGGGUGAAGAUAAUCCGGACAUUCUGAUUGGUACAAUAGGAGAAGCCAAGUCCGAUGAACUUGUAGCAGGAAUUGACCCGUCUCAAACAGCAUCAGGUUCACCACUUGAAGAUCCAAUUAAUUCUUCCAAUAAAUAUAACAUGGUCAACCGAGUCGGAAAGGGAAACAGAAGUGGUCGGACCGAGCAAGAGAAAGUUAUUGUCAAGAAGGUUACCUCAAGGCAAAAUUCCAUAAAAGAUGCACCAGUGGCAACUGAAUUGGAUAUAUCAUCUAAUGAGUAUGGUAAUACUGGAGUUUCAUUAGAUUCAGGGGAUACAAGCAGAGAAGAAGACCAACUUAGAGUGAAGAAAGGGGGUUUAUCAUUCUUCACAGGUAUCAAAAAGAAAAGCUUCAAAGACAAAUUUAGAUCUAGUCAGAUUGUCGAGCAGGAAAAAUGUAGUGUUGCAGUUAACGGACAUCCUAUACCAGAUCGUCUGAUUAAGAAAGCUGAAAAGGUGGCUGGACCAAUUCAACCUGGACAAUACUGGUAUGAUUCCCGAGCUGGAUUCUGGGGUUUCAUGGGCGGACCUUGUCUUGGCAUAAUUCCUCCAUUUAUUGAAGAGUUCAGCUAUCCCUUACCAGAGGAUUGCGCUGGCGGAAAUACUGGUGUGUACGUAAAUGGAAGAGAGCUUCACCAGAAAGACCUGAUUUUGCUUGGAAAUAGAGGACUGCCAACUGAAAGAGAUAGGUCAUACAUAAUUGAGAUGUCUGGUAGAGUCUUGGAUGAAGACUCUGGUGAAGAGCUCGAUAGCCUUGGCAAACUUGCCCCAACUGUUGAGAAGGCGAAGCAUGGAUUUGGGAUGAAACCACCAAAAACAACUGCAUGAGUUCCGGGCUUUCCAAAAGUACAACAAUACAACAUCGACCUUGAAUUACCUGAGGAAGAUAUUGUGUUAUUCGUCCUCAAAUUAACCGGAGCUGUUUCCCUUCAGUACAUCUUAUUCAUAAAUGUGUAUGACAAAUAGAACCGUGAUAUAUGGCUUAGGCUAUGAUUGUAGAUGCAAGGCAUAUAGAUUGUUCAAAUAAUAUUAACUAAAGUUUGUAGCUGUACUUUUGGAAGUAAAAAAAGGUGAUUUUUCCA